Mesorhabditis belari is the source of this 1266-nucleotide messenger RNA. Lineage: Eukaryota; Metazoa; Nematoda; Chromadorea; Rhabditida; Rhabditidae. The record is from the annotation of a GenBank genome assembly.
AUGCCGGCGAUUCGCCCUGAAACGUUGAACGUUAUCCAGCUGGGAGUCGGAUUUUUCUUUAUUUUCUUUGCUUUUAAUUCACAAGGUUUCAUUGAGCAACCGGUGAUCAGCAGUGUUGCAAAGCGGGGAAAUGUCAAUGAACAUGCUGGAUAUUAUAGUUUAUCAAUUAUUUACGCUGUUUUUACGGUGGCGAAUUUUGUGGCCGCGCCUAUUGUGAACAUUCUAUCGGCGAAAUGGGCAAUGGUGUUGGGAGGAUCAAUGUAUUGCGCGUUUCAGGCCGGAUUUCUACAUGUCAAUCAAACGUAUCUCUUCAUUUCCAGUGCCGCACUUGGAUUCGGAGCAGCUAUUCUCUGGACCGGUCAGGGGACAUAUCUCUCAAAGAAUUGUGAUGAAACGACAACGAGUCGAAACAGUGCUAUGUUGUGGUCGAUUAUGGAGUCAUGUAUUGUGGCUGGUGGAAUAUUCUUGUUCAUUGUUUUCCAUCAGAUCGGAUUGAUUUGCUUGGCGUUGUUGAGAACGCCACCGGUUCGUGCGGAUGAGGAGAAUAAGCCGAAGUUGAGUUAUCCAGUGUUGUUAGGGUCAACUUUUCGUCUAAUGUUUACGAAGAAAAUGCUCUUGUUGGCGAGUCUAUCCGACUUGUAUCUCAUAUACAUUAAAAGCGACAAUACGAACUCGAUGCUGGCUUUGACAGCGAUGUGCGAGGGAUUGGGGCAUAUAAUGGCUGGAGGUGCCUUUGGAAUCUUGGCCACUAAAACGAAGAAAUUGGGGAGAGAUUCGAUUGUUCUUUGCGGUACCAUUGUUCAAUUGAUUUGCUUUGCCGGAGUGUACAUCAAUAUUCCUGCUGAUGCUCCAAUUCGGCAGACAAAUGACACCGGUGGACUCAUCGAUCCACAACUUUGGAUUGCUCUCGUUUGUGGUUUCUUGUUGGCUUUUGGGGACGCGUGUUGGAAUACGCAGAUCUAUUCACUGCUUGUUGAUGUGUAUUCUCAGAAAUCGAGUCAAGCAUUUGCGCUUUUCAAAUUUUAUCAGUCAGGUCUCUCUUGUGCCGCUUUCUUCUACGGUUCAAAACUGCAACUUCAAUGGCAUUUAGCAAUUUUGGUGUUAACGGCUCUCAUUGCAACUCUUGCUUUCUUUAUGGUUGAAAGAUUGAAUUCAAGUGAAGAGAGAAGUCGAGAGUCAACCCAAGCAACGGAUACAUUUGAACUGCCGAAAUCGGUCGAUGCCCCUCAAGUACCAGCCAAACAAACAGUCGAUGAUAGUUGGAAU